AAUUGUUACGUUGCCGUGCCACAGAUCGGUCGCAAUCCGGUGUAAUAAAGACGAACGUGCAAAGUAUUCCACACAAAAUUAUAUUACAAAAACAGCAGUCACUGCUACGAGCUUAAGUGUUUGUUGUAGUUUUACAUAAUCCACAUUAUACGUUUAGGCCUGCAGCGCUACAGGUGCAAACCUAAGCCAAUAUCAGUGAAUAAUACUUGAGCAAAAGUACGGAAAAUAGAAACUGUUAAGCAAAGAUUUUCACAAUCGAAAAUUUUCAAGUGACUUUCUAUUGACAAGGCACAGCGCUACUAAAGAGACUACCAGACUAAAUUAAUUACAUAUUAUUCUACUUAAAUAUAGAUAAAUCUAUGCGCAAACAUCACGCCAAUACGCGUACGCAUUUGAAAAAUAUAUAAAUAGGUAGUGCUGAAGUGCUUGUGCUGCCAACGAACAGUCGGCGUUCCAGCGAAGGCGGCGGCAGCGACCAAAGUUGUCCGGAAGUCGAGGUGUCCGGUAACGGUAACCGGUUCCGAUCGUCAUUUUUCCCGUUCCUUUUCCUGUUCCGCCAGUGUGCCAAAGUAAGGCACCAUCUAGCCUGCCCGCGCGCCACCAGAGGCCAGCGCGUACAUACACAUGUACGUUUGUGUGUAGCAUUUGAAAGCGCUCACCUAUACAUAAACACUUAAUAUAUAUAUUACAAAUACUAAGGCAUUGCCACAUAUAAAUAAAUUCACAUUCAGUGAAUGCGCGUUGUUACAUUUGAAAUAAAUUAUAUUGAAGGAGUGUCGGUUACGGCAAUUCACAUCUUUUGCUGACCGCCCAACAAACAUUUGCGAGCGCGCAUUGUUCCAGCGCAAGUUUCACGUGGGCAUUAGAAAAACUUUUGUGUGACGACAGCGGCUGCAGCAACAACAAAGCGCUCGUCGACCAAAUUGUUGGUCUCCGGUGUUAUUACCUUCCGGUGUGACCGACAAAAUUACACAUACAAAUAUAAAUAUUUGAAGGAUUCGGUUGCGGUUUGACGUGAGCACAUGAUUUCACAUACUAAUUUUGCCAUUUUAUUGCUCACAAGUGUAUAAACUUGAACGCUGUUAAAUCUUUUUUCAGCUAUAAACCGAUUUGUUCCUUCGAAUUCUCGCAACUUUUAUGGCUAUUUUAAAUUUGUGAAUAUUUAUGUCGAACAAAAUUGGAUUUAUACCAAUUAAAUUGUGCUAUUCGCUUUUAGUAACUGUAGAAAAAUUAUAAACUUAAUCUUGUUUAGUGCAACUCUUUGUGCAAAGUGAACUGUAAAUCAUUGUCAGUGCAUUGCGUGUUGUUUAGUGCAACUGCGCACAUUUGCCGUCGGCAGUGUGCUGGAUAACGCAAAAAUUGCCGCCGCCCAUUUGUGUCCUGGUGCCAUGAUGCUUGACAUUAAAACAUCAGCUGAUUAUUUGUCACGUUCGACGGGAAGUUUUAGCAAUUUUUCAAUGUUAUUCGCAGAUUCUUCGUACAAAUCCUCUUGGGGAUCGCAUGGUUCUACGCAGUCGCAAGGCUACAGCUCAAAUGCGCUAGGCAGCGUUGGCGUGAGCGUUGGCAAGUCAUCGCUUGAUCCGCAUUCGCAUCUCAGACAGCCUGAUCCAUAUCAAAUGUUUGGGCCUACCAGCAGUCGACUAGCCAGCUCUGGUUCAGGACAAAUACAGUUAUGGCAAUUUCUUCUAGAACUACUAUCCGACUCUGGCAAUGCGGCUUGCAUUACCUGGGAAGGCACAAAUGGUGAAUUCAAAUUAACCGAUCCCGAUGAGGUGGCCAGACGUUGGGGUGAACGCAAAUCAAAACCGAAUAUGAAUUAUGAUAAGCUGAGUCGUGCGUUAAGAUAUUACUACGACAAGAACAUUAUGACCAAAGUGCAUGGCAAACGUUAUGCGUACAAGUUUGACUUUCAAGGUUUGGCCGCCGCCACACAACCCGCCGCUAGCGAUCCCACCUACAAGUACCAGAGCGACUUGUUUAUGACACCAUAUCAUCAUAGCGCUAAACUGAGCUCAUUUAUGAGUCCGCAUCAUGGUAUGACAUCGUCAUCAGCAUCGAUAUUUCCAUCGGCCGCUUCGUGGGGCAAUUGGGGCAACCCGGCCACAAAUCUCUAUCAGCCACACUCGAUGGGCCAUGUGACGCCGUCGCAUGUUGCGCCUCAUCUCAGCUCCUAUCCGCAUUAUGCAUGACCAUCAUCGUCCGGCGGUGGCUUCUAAUAUGAGAGCAACGCCAUCGUCAGCGGCAGCAGCGCCCAUGCUGCCCAUGCCGCGCAUGCAGCUGCCGCAGCCAGCAGUGUUGGGUCAAUGAGUGGUGGAGGUGGUGGAGGCGUUAGCGUCGGCAUUAGCAGCGGCAGUGGUAGCGGCAGCAGUAGUAGCAGCGCGGCUGCCAUCAAUGCCGCUGCCACAUUGCAUUGUCUCACCUCGGUGGGCAGCAGUCAUAGCAGUGGCGGCAGCGGUAGCAUUAAUGGCAGUGGUGGUGGUGGUGCCGGUGGCGUUGGCAUUGGCAGCAGCGGUGGUGGCAGUAGUCUGGGUGGUGGCGGUGGCGUACAUGCAAGUUUAGGACUCACGGCGAUGGGUAUGGCAGCGGGCUGCGGCGGCGGUGGCGGUGGAUUGAGUGCAUUCGGUAGUGGUGCUGGCAGUUUAGCGGCGUUCAGUGGCGGUGGCGGCAGUAGCAGCAGUUCCAGUGGUAGUGGCGCAAAUCAUCAUCAUCAUCAUCACAAUGGUGUGGUUGGUGGCGGCGGUAAUAAUUUGAAUAUAGCAACUGCAACCCUAACGGCUGCUCCAACGCAUAGCGUCGGCGCGAGCAGUGGCUUCGGCAGUUUGGGCGGCCUCAGUGUGGGUGUUGGUGUCGGUAUGGGAAUGGGUAUGGGCGGUGGCAACCUCAACUCGCUUGUUGUUGGUAAUCGAUUAAUGAACACAGGCUUACCAACGAUAUUGAAAUGAUGCCAUUUCAAUGCGGAAAGUUUUGCAUAACGAUGCGGCGAGCAGCGCGCACAACCUGCCUGGAGUCGUACCUACGAAUGUGCGCAACAACAAUGCAUAUGCUCUUAUACCGACCAGUAGGAAUUGGAAGAAACAAUGGCAAGUAAGCCACUGCUAACCGACCAGCAACCCCAAUUCACUUACUCUAUGUACAUGCUUAAGUUUAUAGUACAUAUGUAUGUGGGUAUAACUAUAUUUAAUAUUUAUAAAUCACAAACUGAGACCCAAUACCCUUACACCAUUUUACAUUCAUUUUGAGUACAAAACAAAAAUCGUUCAUGCUUAGAUUAGCGGAUAAGGAAAUAUGUAAAAUACGAGCAUUGAAAGUAUUAUCGUUAAGAAUAAGAAGAAGAAGAAUAAGGUAAAAAGAAGAAGCAACAGUCGUUAAUAGUCUUUGAUGUAUAAAUGUUGCCACACAUGCGAGCAAAAAUAUGUAAUCAAAUUAAUUUUGUUGCAAAAAACUUUGUUUUUUAAACUUCACUCUUUUCUCGCUAUGUUAUGCUCCUCUAGCGUGCCUCUCAUUGAAAUGCUUAACAAUUUAAAAGCAAGAGGUUAUUAAUAUUUUCGGCAAUCUUUAGCUUUGGUGCAUAUACAUAUUUUCAAAAACGCUUAGCAUCAAUCACAGCAAUUUGUAAAUUGUUUUCUAUGAAAGUUACUCUAGAGAAUGUUAAUUCAUUGAAAUUGUAAAUUUGACAUAUAUUUUCAAUAAAUAUAUGUAUGUAUGCUUCGUGUAUUUUCAGCAAUAUUAAAUUCAUUAAACGAAAUUUAUCAGCACAAUUUCUCGUGUGCUAUUUUAUUAAUGAAGAAUAGUUAAAAAAUAGCUUUAAGAAGAUUUUAGCGCAAAAGACGCUUUUUAAAGAUAAACUCUCUUGCCCAUAGCUAAUUUUAAGUUUAAAAUUAACGGAAAAAUUAAUAAUAAUUACAAAGUGUAUAUAUGUAUGUAACGAGAAAAAUAUUUACGUUAAGUUGAAGUUAGUUUUUAUUUGUUAUUUUUGUGAUUUCAUUAUGUUGUUUCAAUUAAAAAAAUUUUUUUUCGACUUUUUCGUUUUAAUGUUUGAGAAAAAAUGUUUCAAAAAUAACCAAAAUGAGAACUCGUCAUAUAUGUAUAUACUUGUGUUUGAGUAUAGCGACCUCUUUCAAAACAAGGCCUUUAAUUUUAAAAUUUUCUACUCGAUAGCAAAAUGUCUGCAAAACACUUGACAUUGCAUUAAGACCUCUAUGUUCGACCUCUGUUCGUUUGCCAACAAAAUCAAAAACAAAGACAACUAGUUAAACUUAAUUAAACAUAGUUAGUUAUAAACUCUUUCUUACUUUCUCUAUUAUUUUUUCAUGCUAUUCGAUAUUAUACUAGUUGUUUGUUCUAUUCGUCAUUUACUAAAGCUGUGCAAAGUUAUGAAAGUAAAUUUCACUUUCGCAAGUCCCUUGCUCAAAUUAUAUGUGCCAUCACUAAUUUCUAUUACUAGUUUCUCUAGGUUUGAUAAUAAUCGUCAUGGAGAUCAUCUCGACAUAUUGGAAAAGCAUUUUUUGUUGUGAGCUCUCUCGUAGCUGCAUUUAAUGGUUAAAAGUCAAUUAAAUAAAAACUAAGUUUUGCCAAAAGUUCUGUUACAAGUUCGGGCCGUUAUAAAAAUAAAACUUAAAUUAGCGAUGUUUAAAAUUAUAUUCGAAAUGGUCACCUCUUGCUUUCAUAUAAGCCCUCAAACGAUUCGGCCAUUGAUAAUGGCAGUAUACACAGUUUCUGUUGACGACGCUACUCGAACAAAAUAUUUUUGAGACUCUGUGGGGUUUUUCUACAAACUAUAGUCCUUUGAAUUCAUAUCUGAACAUCCAGACGGCCAUUCAUUUGCAGCUAUGAAACCAAGAAUAAAUAUUGCUUUUAAGUCACUGAUGGGUGGUUCUUACCCUGUGUGCUGGAACCAAAUGUUGCUGGAGGAUCUAAUGUUAUCUAUGGGAGAGAGUAUUGCUUAACUGCCUUACCGCGCCUUCUAAAACAUCCUGCUAGUUCACUUUGCCCCAAUUAAAAUCCCUUUUUACAGAAGUGAAGAAGUGUAACGCCUUUAUAGUAGACUCCCUACCCAACCAUUACUGUAGCUGGAUGGUGACCACGCUGAACCGUUGGAGUAACAAUUUUCGUAGAUUUUUUGGAUUUCUUUAUUAAAAACUACUUCAACCGUGAACAUAUUUUGAACUGUACAGAAGAUAUUUGACCAUGUGCGAUUGGAGAAGCUUCUUACAUCUGUUGAGUCAAAUUUGUUUCAAGCGCGUUUUCAGAAGGUGGCCAGUUGACUGACGAAAGGCUUUUAUAACGGCAGGCUUUCAAGUGGAGAUCAUCUCAAAUAAAUCGGAAAACAAAACUUCUCGAGAUAUUACGUUUUUUGAGAAGCUCAUAAAUAUCACUUGCACUUUUUCCACACGUAUUGUGAAACAAUCACUGCAAUACGAUUUUCGUUAGCUCCUCACAUCGUUGUUAAUAAGCGAAAGCAAACAUUGAACUGAUUAUUAUAUAUGAGUAGACAUUGCAUAGAAAUUACAAAAAAGAUAACGGCACUUUUUUCUGGGGACUUGACCUCGCAUGCAUACAUUGUAAACUUAGUAACAGAAGUUAUGGCAAGACAAAAUAUGUAGUUUUAAAUAUGCUACUUUUCAGCUCGAAACUGGUCAGAUUACAGACAGCUUAAACUAAACCAAUGUUAACCAAGCCAUUUAUUUCAAAACUCCCUGAUAUAUGAAAAGCUGAAGGUUCGAAUGAAAAUAUGAAAACUAGAAUUACAUUUCAUUAUACCCAACUGAAGUGCACGAAAUUUUUGUGGUAGUGAUGGAACCAAUUUAAUUCCGAUGAGUUGAAUAAUAACCACAAAUGUUGAAGGUAAAGUUAUGUUAUGAUAAAAUUAUUGAAGAGUUAACGAUUCGUUAAUUUUCAUAACACAAAAGAGUUUGAGAUUUUAUUGUCAUCAACAAUAUUUGAGGUUUCUCAUACAAUUUUGAAGAAGAAAGAGUCUGGGUUCGAUUAUCACCACGAUUAUAUAUAAUUUCAGAUUAUUCAGAUUGUAAAAAUUUGUGAUUUUAUAAAUUUUAAAAAUAACCUUUCUCAAACCAAAGCGAUUAUUUUCAUUUAACAAAUUUUAACGACUUCUUUUUCAAAAAUCUUAUUAUUAUGUAUCUUAUUACAAAUGUGUGCUUGUGUAUAGAUAUUAAAUAAAAAUAUGUGUGUAUACAGUAUUUCAUGUUUGUCUUAAAAUGGUGGACUGUGAUAGAUGAAUAUGUACAGUUUAAAUAUAAAUAAGUUAAAACAAAAGAUAUUUUAUUGAUUUUAACAAACGAAAAUGAGCAAAUAAGUGAAACCAAAUACCAAAAAAAAAAAUAUUAAUAAAUAAAAA
Molecule: messenger RNA, 6355 nt
Organism: Bactrocera oleae (olive fruit fly)
Lineage: Eukaryota; Metazoa; Arthropoda; Insecta; Diptera; Tephritidae
Gene: Ets65A
Product: DNA-binding protein D-ETS-3
Biological process (GO): regulation of transcription by RNA polymerase II; cell differentiation
Cellular component (GO): nucleus
Molecular function (GO): DNA-binding transcription factor activity, RNA polymerase II-specific; sequence-specific DNA binding
Source: RefSeq, a predicted model, not a curated record